Molecule: messenger RNA, 1751 nt
Organism: Cloeon dipterum
Lineage: Eukaryota; Metazoa; Arthropoda; Insecta; Ephemeroptera; Baetidae
Product: luciferin 4-monooxygenase-like
Exons: 12
Coding region: 50-1654 (534 amino acids)
Molecular function (GO): CoA-ligase activity
Source: RefSeq, a predicted model, not a curated record
AUCUCAUUGAGACAGUUGCACGUCGCAAGAGUCGCCUCUAACAAGUACCAUGCAGCAAGGAGAAGUCCCUGAGACAUCCUUCAUGGACUUCCUAUUUGGUGGUUUCGAGGAAUCAUCUAGCUACAAGGACCGACCGUGGAUUGUUGAUAUCCCAUCCGGAAGAUCAGUCACGUUUGGCCAAGUAAAGGAAGACGCUGUUAAAAUCGCGAGCGGUCUAGUCAGACUGGGCUUUCGGCCAGGAGAUGUUCUUUAUUUUGUAACUUACGAAGCUGCACGUUUGUUCCUGGUCAAGAUUGGAGUUUGGAUGCUGGGUGGAGCUGUUCGAGGCUGCAGCCAAAAUGAGCCUCCAGAUGACUAUGCAAGGCAAAUCAAAGAGAGCGCCGUUAAUUUUGUACUAGUUGACUCAGAAACCAUCCAAGUCAUCCAACCUGCUCUGGAUAUCUUGAAGUAUGAUGGCUGUAUCAUUAGUUUGGGUGAUGAGCCUAUUCCAGGGACAACUCAUAUUUCUAAACUGUUAGCAGAUGAUGGCUCUGCAUUGAAACAGCCAACUAAAAUUAAUCCUAAGGAGGAUCCUCUGGUGAUUUUAAACACAAGCGGUUCAACUGGAUAUCCAAAGGGAGUGGUUCAUACACACUACUCUAUUGCUGAGAAUAUGAAAUCAAUGAGAAAUGUUCCACUUGAGGACUCAGUACUUGAAUUUAUGAUCAACUACGGAGUGGGUUUUUUUACUCUCGCAAUGCAUUACCUGAAUACUGGCCGCACCAUCUACCAUAUCAACAAAUUUGAAAGGGGAACCUAUUUUGACUAUUUAACAACAUACAAGCCUCGAUCCAUUCUGUUCUAUCCUCAUGUUGCUAACUGGUUUGCAAGAUGCGAUGACCAGCUUGAAACUCUGCGUGAUGCAAACAUCAUAAAACUGAUGUUAGUAGGAGGUUGGGUGCUGGAUCCAACCACAGCAGAUUUGCUCUGCGAAAAGCUAUCCAACACUCAUUUGAUGCAGGUGUAUGGCAUGACCGAGAUUGGGAAUUGCACUAGAACGAAAAUAGGGCAAAUAAAGCCAUUAAAGCUGGAUAGAUGCACGAGCGAGGGACAGGUGGUUACUUCUUCUGGAAUGUUUCUACCCUCAUACGAAGGAAAAAUACUCGGUGUUGAUGACAAGAAGAGAGUUGGUCCACACGAACUUGGGGAGCUAUACGUGAGAUCGCCCUGUAUUGCGAAAGGUUACUUGAUGCCAGGCAAUAAGGUGCAAAAAUUAACUGACGAAGAAGGUUGGUUCCAAACUGGCGACCUCGGGAUCCAGGACGAAAAGGGCAACAUAUUUAUUAAAGAGAGGGCAAGGUUCAUGUACAAGCAUCGUGGGGAUUUCGUGUUGCCCUCAGAAAUCGAGGCUGUGCUUCUAGAGCACCCUGAUGUCCAAGAAGCUGGGGUAGUUGGAAUGCCUCAUCCUACCACUAAUAAUACCUCAAGGGCUUUUGUGGUAAUAAAAAAAGGCGGAAAGCGCAACGAGGAAGAGUUAUGCAAAUUCAUUUCGGACCGGUUGCAUUAUAGCAAGCAUCUUCACAGCGGGGUGCGAUUCGUUGAAAAACUGCCCGUGAAUAGAGGCGGCAAGUUGGACAGGAAAGCUCUUCGACAAUUUGCACUUGACAACAAUUAAAUGUCUCCAUCUUUAAAUUCGUGUUAGUUGCUAACAGAAAAAGAUGAGGAGAAAUAGUGUAGAGAUGAUACAAAUAAAUAGAGUAUUUUGAAAGUUU